Molecule: messenger RNA, 312 nt
Organism: Staurois parvus
Lineage: Eukaryota; Metazoa; Chordata; Amphibia; Anura; Ranidae
Source: the annotation of a GenBank genome assembly
UGGAAUGAAGAAAAAUUAAAAAAAAACGUAUGUUAAACACUUUGCAGUGUUAUUUUAACGGCUAGCCUACCGGCACUUAUACCCCCUUCCUGCCCAGGCCAAUUUCCAGCUUUCAGCGCUGUCACACUUUGAAUGACAAUUGCGUGGUCAUGCAACACUGUACCCAUAUGAAUUUUUUAUCAUUUUUUUGUGACAGAGAUUUAUUUUGGUGGUAUUUAAUCAACUCUGGGUUGUUUUUUUUUCUUAAACCAAAAACCACUGAAAAUUUGAAAGUUUUUUUUCUUAGUUUUUGCUAUAAAAUUUUGUAAAUAA